GCUUUCACCUUAGCAACCUGCGCGGCUCCCAUUAUGGCUGAAGAAGAAGUUCCCGCCUCGGUGGAGAAAGUUGUCCGGAUCCAGAGGGUGUUUAUUAAUCUACUGGACACAUACAGCAGCGGAAACAUUGGGAAGUUUCUAUCCAACUGUGUAGUCGGAGCUUCACUUGAAGAAAUUACAGACGAGGAGGAAGAGGAAGAUGAAAAUAAGUCAGCUGCCCCAGAAGCCGCAUCAGCCAAACUCAAGGAAGGCACUUUCCAGAUUGUGGGCACACUUGCCAAGUCCGAAAGCAUCCGUCUGGAGUUUGCGGUGGAGACGUACUCUGCCCUCUCUCGAGAAGAACUUCUCAUGCGCCUGAUGGAGUGUGAUGUUGUUAUCUAUAACAUCACUGAAUGCCCCCAGCAAGUGGAGGAGGCCAUAUGGGCAGUGUCUGCCCUGAAUGAAGAAAUCAGCCAUUUUGAAAAACGGAAGGUGUUUGUUUUAAUAUCCACGGUGAUGACUUGGGCACGUUCCAAACCCCUGGAUCCUGAUGACAGUGAGAUUCCAUUUACUGAAGAGGAUUAUCGAAGAAGAAAGCACCAUCCUAAUUUUCUGGAUCACAUAAAUGCUGAGAAAAUGGUCCUCAAAUUUGGAAAAAACGUCAGAAAAUUUGCAACUUACGUAGUUGCUGCUGGACUUCAGUAUGGGAUGGAAGGAGGUCUCUUACAUACUUUUUUUAAGACUGCUUGGCUGGGUGAGGUCCCUGCAUUAUCAGUUUUUGGCGAUGGAUCAAAUAUAAUUCCAGCAAUUCACGUGCUGGAUUUAGCAGGAGUGAUACAGAACGUAAUCGACCACGUGCCAAAGGUCCACUACCUGGUGGCUGUGGACGAGUCUGUGCAGACCCUGGAAGAUGUGGUCAAGUGCAUCAGUAAAAAUACCGGCCCUGGGAAAAUCCAGAAAUUACCUAGAGAAAAUGCUUUUCUAACCAAGGACUUGACACAAGAGUGUCUUGACCACUUACUGGUCAAUUUGAGGAUGGAAGCGCUCUUUGUGAAGGAAAAUUUUAACAUCCGAUGGGUUGCCCAAACAGGAUUCGUGGAAAAUAUCAACAACAUCCUCAAAGAAUAUAAGCAAAGCCGAGGACUGUUGCCCAUCAAGAUUUGUAUUCUCGGUCCUCCCGCUGUGGGAAAAUCCAGCAUUGCUGUGGAACUGUGCAAAUACUACAAGCUGCACCACAUCAAACUCAAGGACGUCAUUUCCGAGGCCAUAGCAAAACUGGAGGCGAUUGUCGCACCUCAGGAAGGAGGAGAAGAAGAAGGUGAAGAGGAGGAGGAGGAGGAGAACGUGGAAGACGCGCAGGAACUCUUAGACGGCAUCAAGGAGAGCAUGGAGCAGAAUGCAGGCCGACUAGAAGAUCAAUAUAUAAUUAGAUUCGUGAAAGAAAAGCUAAAAUCUAUGCCUUGUAGGAAUCAAGGUUAUGUUUUGGAUGGAUUCCCAAAGACCUAUGAUCAAGCAAAAGACUUGUUCAAUCAAGAAGAUGAGGAGGAGGAGGAAGAAAUCAGAGGCAAAAUGUUUCCCUUUGAUAAAUUAAUCAUACCUGAGUUCGUCUGUGCGCUGGACGCCUCUGACGAAUUCCUGAAGGAGCGGGUGAUGAACCUUCCUGAGAGCCUGGUGGCGGGGACCCACUACACCCAGGAUCGAUUCCUCCGAGCUCUGAGCAACUACCGGGACAUCAACACUGAUGAGGAGACCGUCUUCAACUACUUCGAUGAACUUGAAAUCCACCCGAUACAUAUUGACGUAGGAAAACUCGAAGAUGCUCAGAACAGACUUGCCAUCAAGCAGCUGAUCAAAGAGAUCGGGGAGCCACGGAAUUACGGCUUAACCGACGAAGAAAAGGCGGAGGAGGAGCGGAGGGCGGCGGAGGGGCGGCUGGCCAGGGAGGCCGCCGAGGAAGCGGAGCGGGAGCACAACGAGGCCGUGGAGAUGGCGGAGAAGAUCGCACGCUGGGAGGAGUGGAACAAACGACUAGAGGAAGUGAAAAGAGAAGAGAGAGAGUUACUGGAGGCGCAGUCGAUUCCCCUGAGAAACUACUUAAUGACCUAUGUGAUGCCGACUCUGAUGCAGGGUGUGAAUGAGUGCUGCAAGGUCAGACCGGAGGACCCCGUCGAUUUUCUGGCAGAAUAUCUCUUCAAGCACAAUCCUGAAACACAGUGA
Trichechus manatus latirostris (Florida manatee) is the source of this 2196-nucleotide messenger RNA. RefSeq names its product adenylate kinase 7 (gene AK7). NCBI's taxonomy places the organism in Eukaryota, Metazoa, Chordata, Mammalia, Sirenia, Trichechidae. Gene Ontology annotation, biological process: nucleobase-containing compound metabolic process. The record is from RefSeq and is a predicted model, not a curated record. Bases 34 to 2196 code for a protein of 720 amino acids. The transcript has 18 exons. Gene Ontology annotation, molecular function: AMP kinase activity; ATP binding; nucleoside diphosphate kinase activity. Gene Ontology annotation, cellular component: cytoplasm.